Lytechinus pictus (painted urchin) is the source of this 4525-nucleotide messenger RNA. Its product is annotated as insulin-like growth factor-binding protein complex acid labile subunit. Lineage: Eukaryota; Metazoa; Echinodermata; Echinoidea; Temnopleuroida; Toxopneustidae. The record is from RefSeq and is a predicted model, not a curated record. Gene Ontology annotation, molecular function: protein binding. Gene Ontology annotation, biological process: signal transduction. The transcript has a single exon. The coding region runs from base 297 to 3062 and encodes 921 amino acids.
UGAUCAAAGAUCAAUGCAUCAUUAUGUGGAAGGCGAGCUCCAUCUAUUAUGAAAGGCCCCAAUCUGACUUUUUUCCGUUCUCAAAUUCGCCACUAAGAUUUCCAGAUUCAUCAGGUUUGGACAUACUGCUGGAUGAUGAUUCAGGGGCUAGGAACUCUAUGGGCAUGGUGACGUCCAUUAUGUCCACAGAUAGAUGAUCCCGCUGUGAUUGUGUAAAGCACAAGGUUUAGCGAAAGAAUAAACCAUUUAAAGGAUAAACAUUUUCGUUUUGGUUAAAAGGACAGAGAGCCAGCGAUAUGGAUUUCAUCCAUUUGUUCUGGUUAACCUGUAUAUUAUUAGCAUCUGCAGCGGUGAAGGGUUCCGGCGGAGCAGAUGGAGUGGAUGCCAACGGGGAACCCUGUGACUACCAUGUAACGCCUGAUGGAUUACAAGCAAUUUGCACCCACCGUAACCUGACCGAGGUACCUACUGAUAUCGUGGAAGACAUCGCCAUGUUAGAUCUCUCACAUAACCAACUCACCAGAUUGGGAAACGCAUCUUUUAAUCGCCUUCCCCAUUUGAGGUUGCUGUCUCUUCGUUCCAACGAAAUGACUUCUAUCGAGACGGGUGUGUUUGAUUCUUUGCCCGAGCUCUAUAAAAUCACUCUCUCAAAUAACAACUUAACAUGUCUACCAACUGAUGUAUUCUCCCAUAAUCAAAAGCUGCAAAUCGUUGAUCUCUCGGUUAAUCAGUUUGUUAAUUUCCCCGGUAACGCGAUAAAUCAUGUACAAUCAUUAACUUUGCUUAAUAUGGAAAAGAACUCACUGUCACGUCUAGACUUUACAGGAUUUGAAAGCAGGAACAUAACUUUGCUCAACUUCAAGUAUAAUAACUUCUCGUCCUUUUCAGAAGACGACUUUCUGCCCCUCAGGAACGCAAAGAUUAAACAAUUUACACUGAAAAAAAACUUUCUCACGUCACUUCCGUACGGUUUGUUCCGCCAUCUCGAGGGGGUACAGGAGAUGAUUCUUACAAAUAAUCAGUUCCGCAAUUUCAGCUUAGGAUCUUUUCUGGGAAUGUCCUCCUUGAAAACCCUACGAUUGGCAGGCAACUUGAUUGCAGCCAUUGAGCCUCUCGCCCCUCUACCAAAUCAGACAAACGUGAUGCCAAGUUUAACGCUUCUGGACGUACAGGGUAACCGUAUCUCGUCAGUCCCUUCUCGGUCUUUCUGGGGUCUGGCCAACCUCAUCAGACUUGACAUCCACCAGAGUCGGAUAAAAACUGUACAGAAUGAUUCUUUUGAAGGACUAGAGUCACUGGAGAUUCUUGACCUCACUGGAAACCAUCUUAAGUACGUCAACAAAGAGACGUUUUUAGUCUGCCCGCGUCUCAAGUCAUUGAUAUUGCAGAGCAAUCCUUUCACGGGGUUGACUCCGGCGCAGUUUGCCGAUCUAGUAUCACUAGAAUCUCUUAAUCUAGCACGGUGUCAAAUAAACAAACUCUAUUUACAGCGGGGAGGAUGGAAUCUACCAAAUCUAAAAUUCCUAGACAUAUCAUAUAACCGACUUUAUCGUCUUGAAAAGUACUCGUUUUAUGGAAUGGCUAAUCUCACGACACUUAACAUAUCUUGUAACAACCAGUUGGCAACGAUUGAAAACGGGGCGUUUGUAUCUCUUGACCAUCUCCAGAGUCUUGGACUGUCUGGAUGUCUUUUAAGCCAGAUCCAUAGUCCUUUUGCCAAUCUAAAUGAACUCUCCAUUCUAGACAUGUCCUACACAUCCGUUGAGUUGAUGUAUGAACUCUUUACAGGGUUAAACAACCUUACGAGGUUGAAUAUGCGGGGGUCGGGGAUAGAUGAGAAAAGCCUUUGGAACUCACCUUCGAAUCCACCUUUGUUGUCAGCUCUAUCAACAUUAGAACGCCUCUACCUCAAAGGUAACCAACUGGACGGACUAAUACCGGGAACCUUUCGUGGUCUCGAAAGCCUUCAACACCUAGAAUUGGAUAAUUCUGACAUAACUGUUCUACAUGAGGAUAUUUUUACGAACUUGACGUCGUUACAGACCUUAACAUUUGACGGAAAUCACAUCGCAGAACUGACACCCCGACACCUAUCCGAUCUCUCUUCGUUAUAUGGUAUUUCUAUCAGGAAAAAUGAGAUCAGAAUUAUUGCUACUGAUGUCUUCACCAACAACCCACAUCUGUCAUAUCUGUAUAUAUCCCACAAUCACCUAACCACCAUCCAAGAAGGUACCGUACUCCCUAGGAAAACGUUGGACGUCUCAAACAAUCCUUUCACUUGUAAUUGUGAGUUUGGAUGGUUCGUGAAUUGGCUGGACCAAGCCCAGGUAUCUAUCAUCCACCCUGAACAAACCAACUGUUCACCUGUUUCACCAGCACCCUUUAAGAAUCGGCCCAUUCUGUCAUUUGAUCCCCGAGAGGUUUGUGGCCCUAAAGUUUGGGUCUAUGUCAUCACAACCUUUGCCAUUGUGACCUGUCUCAUGGUUUGUAUAGUAGCGUAUCAAAGACGAUGGUUGAUCAAUUACCGAUUAUUUCAUCUUAAGAUAUUAUUGCUUGGCAGACGAGACGGUCACGAUGGACGAGAGAGGCUCGAUUACGAGUACGACAUUAAUAUCGCAUUCGACGACGAUGACGAGAAGUGGGUGAGGACGGAGCUGAAGCCUGGACUCGAAGAACGGCUUCCGACGUUCGACAGGAUCGUGUGCGGCGACGACGACCUUCCGCUCGGGAUGUUUUACAUCGACGCCAUCACCGAGGUCGUAGAGCACAGUUAUAAAAGCGUCCUCAUCGUGAGCAAUCGAUCCGUUGACAAUCACGCCUUCAUCAACAAGCUCCGUCUCGCCGUCGAUCACAUGAACGAGGUCGAAUUAGAAAAGAUCAUAUUGAUAUUCAAGGAGGAUAUCCCCGACGGGCGAUUGCCGUAUCUAAUCAGACUCUUCCUCAGCAAGAAUAAACCAUAUUUCCGGUGGUCAGAAGAUAAAUACGGACAAAAACUCAUGUGGGGAAAAUUAAUGCAGGAACUGAGAUACAACAAGAAAAUGAAUGAUUUAUUACCUAUCUAAGAACAUUUAGAAUGCACUUAGCAUGAUCAGGAGAGCGUUUCAUAUUCGUUAGUAGCGAUUAACUUUACCAACGACUGGUGAUUGUCUUCCAUGAUAAAUGAUACACACCAGAUUCUCACUGAUGUUGAUGUAGUUCCUAGUAGAUGGAUUACCAGUCGCAUGUAAAGUCGCUCGUAACACUUACGAGCAGCUUUAUGAGACACCCACCAGAAUGAUAAAAGUGCCUGAUGGUGUAAUUCAUUUCGAUAACUGUCUUUUGCACUGUAGAAACUGUGGUGUUAAAACUGACACUGGUUGGUGUUAAUAGAGGACCACACCCUGUGUUGUUAAAAUUACAUAACACCAAAGAGUGUCGAUGUAACAACCAAAUGUGUUAUAAUAACACCUAUACACCAAAGAGUGUCGAUGUAACAACCAAAGGUGUUAUAAUAACACCUAUUUAACACGCGAGUAAAAUUAAACUGAUGUGGUCCUCGAUCUAUGUGCAACGGUUAACACCACAGUCUCUUCUGUGUGGCACUUCUAAAGUUUGAAUACUAACUCUGAUUUGACAGUAUUACAAUCUCAAAAAUUUAUAUUGAUGAAUUUGAGAGUAUUGUGCCAAAUACAAGAAGAUUUAUUAAAGGAAUGAAACGAAUUUAUUGGUGUGUCGUUAAUGUUACAAAUGGCAAUACAUUUUUCCCAUUUAAGACUCGAACGUAUAACAUUUCCUAAAAUAACGAUGCAUGAGCCAUGACGGACCACGGAGUUCUUAAAUCCAUAUGCAUGAAAUCGGAAAAAUGUUGCCUCAAGGCCGGCAUCAACUCAAUUCAUUUUCUAAAUUUAUUAAAGCGGUACUCCGGGCUGGAAAUAUCUAUAUCCAAAAUAAAAAUGAUAAAAUUCACAGAGCCAAACGCUGAAAAUUUCAUCAAAAUCAGAUUACAAAAAAACGAAGUUAUUAGAUUUUAAUGUUUGGCAAUAUUUUUAGAAAAUAGUUAUAUGCACGUCAUCCUAAAUAUUCAUUAGGUGGCCUGAUGAUGUCACAUUCCCACUUUCCUUUUUCUUAUGUUAUUACAGUAAAUCAUAAUUUUUUCAUAUUUGUGUGAAUAAUGUGUUUCCUUUAUAAUAAAGAUGCAGCAAUGAUGCACUAAAUCAGUCGUCAAUCCAAUUUUUUCAGUUCUUUGUAGAAAAAAAUCAAAUAAACUUAAUCUCUUAUAAUAAAAUAAAAACGAAUAAGUGGGGAUAUGAUAUCAUCAGUUUGCUCAUUGAAUAUUUAUGAAGACAUGCCUAGAACUGAUAAGAACUGAUUCACCGGAAUAAUGCAAAACUUUAAAAUGCCAUUUAUUCCUAGUUCGACUUUGAUCAAAUUGUAUUAUUAUCAACCCGGAGCAUAGACUGAUAUACAUGCAAUGUCAUAUCGAAACUCCUUGGCCCCAUCUUACAAAGAGUUACGAUUGAUCGAAUCAUUCGUAACUCUAUGGAAA